This is a messenger RNA of Papaver somniferum (opium poppy), 2256 nucleotides long. RefSeq names its product serine/arginine-rich splicing factor RS31-like. Gene Ontology annotation, cellular component: nuclear speck. The coding region runs from base 1018 to 1818 and encodes 266 amino acids. Gene Ontology annotation, molecular function: RNA binding. The transcript has 5 exons. Gene Ontology annotation, biological process: mRNA splicing, via spliceosome. Lineage: Eukaryota; Viridiplantae; Streptophyta; Magnoliopsida; Ranunculales; Papaveraceae. The record is from RefSeq and is a predicted model, not a curated record.
CUUUCUUCUUUCAUCGAUAAAAUUUUGAUUCACAUAUAAAGAUGUUUACGAUAAUGAAUUACUUAUAUUUUUUUGAUUUGGACUUGACCUAAUAUCUUCAGUUUUGAAACCCUAGUCUAUGUUUGUUGGUUGAUUUGUAGUUUCGUGCACACUCACGAGCGCCCACAUGACUAUGUUCGACUAAGUGCACGAGGUUGGUUGUCUGGCUUUAAGUUUAGAUGGCCCCACCAAAGAUAGUACCAUAGGUCUAGUGUUUGAGUGCUCAAGUGAUUUAGGGUAGUCAUUAUAUCAAGUUUUCCCUGGCUCGUUUGUUUCAUUGGUGCGUUGGGUUUAGCCAUAAAAGCAUUCUUUGUCGUUUUUGUCGAAUCGAAAUCAUUGCGACAAACACAUUUCUAUACUGCAUCCGUAGCUUCAGGGUUGGGGAUAAUCAGAAUUUGUGGGAGUUCGACAUAUGGCUACAUAAUGUUGUAUGUGACAACAUAUAUGUUCAUCGGGGAGGUUAAAAACUAACUGACAGCGACAUAACCUGCACUGCAGAAGAAAAGAUAUUUAAAUGUUUGUUUUGACGCAGGGAUUACAGCUGAGCUCCUUCCUGGGCUCACCAACAUGUAUGCGAAAUCCCCUCAAUGGCAAACAAAACAUUCCUCUUUGCCUACUCAUCAGACUCACAAAUGACAUAAUCCUGCAUGUUAUUCAUUCGAGCAUCUGAAACUCACACCGUUACUGCAGAUUUAUGAGUGAAUGGUCGUAGAUGGACUGGCCGUGCUAUGCUUACUAUGAACUGUCGGAACUGUUGAAUCAAACAUGCCAUGACUACUUCUCCUACUCUGCAUAGACCGAUCUGUCAAAUCAAUCACGCAAUGCCACGCCAUGCCAUGCCUACUUCUCCUUCUCUACAUAGAACGGGUCUAUCAAACCAGACAUGCAAUGGCAUGCCUACUACUCCAUGGAUCUUUAUUGGAUCAAUCACAUCUCAUUUGUUUCUCGACUUAACACUUUCUGUUUAAAUCACAAAACAUGCUCAGCAGUGGAUUCCGGUCUAUGAAUUUAAAAUUUUAUGCCAUCAGAAUGUUUUAUGUCAUCAUGCAAGGCCUCUCCAUUUUUUACAUCCUUAUGUUCACCGGCCUUCCCCUGUUUGCAGGGUUUGCGUUUGUUUAUUUUGUUGACGAGCGUGAUGCUAGAGAUGCAAUCCGUUACCUUGAUAACACACUGUUUGGCCACAGCAGACGCAGGCUCUCUGUAGAGUGGGCAAAGGGAGGGCGUGGUUCUCGCCUUCGUGAAGGGUCAAGGGUUAUGGCUAACCACAGGCCUACUAAGACGCUAUUUGUCAUUAACUUUGACCCCACUGAUACAAGGAUUCGAGAUAUUGAAAGGCAUUUUGAACCAUUUGGAAAAGUUUUACAUGUGAGGAUCCGAAGAAACUUUGCGUUUGUGCAGUUUGAGACUCAGGAACAGGCGACAAAAGCACUCGAAUGUACUCAUAUGAGCAAAAUCUUAGAUAGAGUGGUCUUGGUUGAAUAUGCUUUAAGGGACGAUGGUGAGCGAGAUGAUAGGCAUGACAGCCCUAGAAGAGGUUAUAGCCCACGUGGACAUUCCAGAAGUCCAGUUCUUCGUACCAGCCGCCCCAGUCCUGAUUAUGGACGAUCCAGAAGUCCAGUGCUUCAGAGGGGCCGACCCAGUCCUGAUUAUGGGCGUGCUCGUAGUCCAGUCUAUGAUAGAUACAGCGGGGCAUACUACAGGGACAGGAGCCCAGAUUAUGGUAGACAUCCAAGGCGCGGCCUGAGCCGCAGUCGAAGCCGCUCGCCAGUUCGCCGGUGAAGUUCUUGAAAAGGGAUUAUUUGCACAAUUGUCGGCGUUUCUCUUAUACAAUUCCUGCAGUUUAAAGUAGACGUUGCUCGAGUCUUACAGUAGGUAGUUCUAAUAGAAGGAAGGUACUGAAUAUGAAGAAGUCUGUUAACUUCAUCCAAGGUACUGACUAUGAAGAAGUCUGUUUACUUCAUCUGGUAAUAUAUAUGUAUAGGUUUAAGCUUUGUCGUAUUUUGUUAUUAUCUAUAUAGGGUGGAGAGAGAGAGCAGUAGUUCUUGGAACUCAUGACCUUUGUCUAGUUAGUUUGGUGGUUAUGUGGUUAAAUGGGCUGAUCAUACAGCCUUUGGAAUUUUUUAUUGCAUAAACUAGUAGUAGCGUUAUGAUCUAUGUGGUUAAAUGGGCUGAUCAUCUGAGAAAUGGAAUUAGUAUUAUAAUUAUUUUUUUUCCCGG